This is a messenger RNA of Planococcus citri (citrus mealybug), 498 nucleotides long. RefSeq names its product ninjurin-2-like. Gene Ontology annotation, biological process: tissue regeneration; cell adhesion. The transcript is spliced from 3 exons. NCBI's taxonomy places the organism in Eukaryota, Metazoa, Arthropoda, Insecta, Hemiptera, Pseudococcidae. Bases 1 to 498 code for a protein of 165 amino acids. Gene Ontology annotation, cellular component: membrane. The record is from RefSeq and is a predicted model, not a curated record.
AUGGCCGAUCAAAUAGUUGAAAUGGAAAAAUCAAUCGAAAAAGAUGAAAAUUCCAGCACCGAGGUCUAUCCAAGUAGUCGUAACAGUCAACGAAGUGGAACUUUGUUCAAUAUAUUUGCUUUGAAAAAAGCCGCAGCUCAAGGGAUGAUGGAUGUUGCUUUGAUGACUUCUAACGCCAACCAGCUGCGAUAUUUGAUGGAAUAUGGUCCCCGAAGUUGGUAUCGCGGGUUAAUUUUAAUGAUAAGUACGUACUACUUAAAAGGUGAAAAAGAAGUAAUCGUUGGAAUAAUUUUGAUUAUGAAAGGUCGAUCAGAUUUCCGUAGACGAUCUACUUUUCGUCGCCAAAAAACCAAACAUGAUAUUCAAUUGAAUCAGUGUGUAGGUGUGGGAGUAUUUUUAAUCACCGUAGUUAACGUAUUUAUUGCGGCCUUCGGUGUGAAUGUAGCUUCUCCAACAAUGCAACCUGUUCAAACGUCAUCGCAGACCAAGGAUAAAUAA